Messenger RNA from Closterium sp. Yama58-4, 759 nucleotides. NCBI's taxonomy places the organism in Eukaryota, Viridiplantae, Streptophyta, Zygnematophyceae, Desmidiales, Closteriaceae. The record is from the annotation of a GenBank genome assembly.
AUGGCACAUACAGUGGCCUCGCUUUCACCUUGUAAUUACUUCCUACCACACUUCCUCCCAUCACCCUCCCGUCGCGCUCCCGUCGCCCCUCCCGUCGCCCUCCCGUCGCCCUCCCGUCGCCCUUCCGUCGCCCUCUCGUCGCGCUCUCGUCGCCCUCCCAUCGCGCUCCCGUCGCCCUCUCAUCGCCCUCCCGUCGCCCUCUCGUCGCGCUCCCGUCGCCCUCCCGUCGCGCUCCCGUCGCCCUCUCAUCGCUUUCCGGUCGCCCUCUCGUCGCCCUCCCGUCGCCCUCUCGUCGCGCUCCCGUCGCCCUCGUCGCGCUCCCGUCGCCCUCCCAUCGCGCUCCCGUCGCCCUCUCAUCGCUUUCCGGUCGCCCUUCCGUCCGCUUCCCAUCGGCCUCCUACGCCUUCCUAUAGCCCUCCUGUCGCGAUCGCCCUUACAAUCGUGAUCGCCGUUUCCCAUCCCUUCCCCUCGCCCUCGCCGUCUCCCAUCCCUUCCCCUCGCCCUCGCCGUCUCCCAUCCCUUCCCCUCGCCAUCGCCGUCUCCCAUCCCUUCCCCUCGCCAUCGCCGUCUCCCAUCCCUUCCCCUCGCCAUCGCCGUCUCCCGUCCCUUCCCACGUUCGCACCGCCAUCUCCCUUUCCUUCCCGUUGCCAUCCCAUUCGCCCUCGCCAUCCCGUGGCAAUCCCAGCGCCCUCGCUAUACCGUCGCCCUCCCGUCGUCCUGAGCCCUCGCCAUCGCCAUCUCCCAUCCCUCCCAUCGUGA